GCAUGGCUUGCUAAACUUUUAUUGGCAAGAAAAAUACGAAACUUACAACGGCGCAAAAUAUGGAAGUAGAAAAUGAUGCUGCUAUUGCUGAGGAAUCUCCUAAAGAAGAGGUGCCUAAUAAGCAUGAUGAUAAAAGUGAAAUGAAAGGUGAAGAGUACGCGUAUCUGGAUGCCACCGGCUUCACCUCCGAGUUGUUCAAAAUCGAACUUCGAGGCCUUCCCAAGUAUUACGGAAUUGGUGAGCUCAAGAAGCUGUUAAACGUGAAGAUGAAGCUUUCUACGAAUAAGAUAAAAAUUAUGAAGCCUGGAAGCCCUUUCAUAUUCAUUUGCUUUCGCAAUCAGGAAGAUCGUGAAGCAGCCAUCAAAGCGCUUGAUGGGUACAAAUGGAAAGGCAAAUCGCUGUCUGCCUUUGAAGCUAAGCCUGCUCCCGAUCCACUGAUCCGUAGGCGCAAGGAAGCAUCGACCGCGGAAGGAGAACCAUUAAAUAUAAAGCGACGCACGGUGGAAGCAUCAGCAACGUCGCUCGCAUACCUCACGUAUGAUGAACAAUUGAAGCAGAAACAAUCGGAGAUGGAAAAUGUGUUGCAAAAGUUUGGCAAAGAGCUCUGGUCCUCCAUUCCAACGCUACGAACUUUUGUGGAAAAACAGCGUCUUUUACACGGCGGCCUUCCUUGCGCGUUUGAACCGAUUCGCCCGUCCCCAAUGCAAGACGGUUAUCGCAAUAAGUGUGAGUUUUCUAUCGGAAAGGAUGCUUUAGGUGUGAAACGUGUGGGCUUUCGAGUAGGCAGCUACUCGAAUGGAUUUCUAGAAGUUGAAUCGAUAGCGCACCUUAAGCACAUACCAGAAUGCAUGAAACAAACAGUCGUACUCUUUGAACAGUUUGUACAAAGCUCCCCAUUCGAUGUGUAUAGUGCCGAGACGUAUCAGGGCCACUUUCGGCAACUGACCGUGCGUAUGUCGCACGCUACCGGCCAGGUAAUGGUAGUGGUUGGUGUGCAUCUACAGUCAUUGUCAGAGGAAGAGAAACAGACCAUGAAGUCUUCAAUUGUCGAGUGCUUAACAUCGGAACCGGGCAAACAAGCAGGCAUCAGUUCGAUCCACUUCGAAGUGAUUCAAAAACGGCAGCAAGGACAGUACACAAAUCCUAUAGAACAUUUGUAUGGGGAAACACACAUCGAGGACACAAUUUUAGGUCUCACAUUUCGUAUCAGUCCUGCGGCGUUCUUUCAAAUCAACACUCCUGCGGCCGAGGUGCUUUAUCAGUGUGCAAUCGAUGUUGCUGCUCCAAGCAAAAGUACAAGCAUUCUCGAUAUUUGCUGUGGCACUGGGACGAUUGGGCUUUGCUUUGCCCGCCAUUGCAAACAAGUUCUUGGUGUCGAUAUCGUGGAACAAGCCAUCGAAGAUGCGAAACACAAUGCCCAAAAGAACGGUAUAGAGAAUUGUAGUUUUUUUGCUGGAAACUCGGAUGAUUUAAUCAUGUCGUUGAUAAGGCAUGCUAACAUUAUGCCGGAUCAGCAUGAAUCUUUGAUAGCGAUCGUCGAUCCGCCGAGAGCUGGACUUCACAUUCGCUCUAUUACACAAUUGAGAAAUGCCCGGGGACUCGAUAAGCUGGUGUACGUGUCGUGCUCUCCCCAAAGCGCUAUUAAAAAUUGGGUUGACUUAAUGCGUCCCUGUUCGAAGCAACUUCGCGGGGAACCAUUCGUUGCGAAAAAAGCAAUGGCUGUUGAUUUAUUUCCACAUACUCCACACACGGAAUUGGUCAUACUGUUCGAACGUGAGAAGGAAAGCAAACAGGAACUCGUGGUGGAUUCAGAAAAUAUUUGCACCGAUAAACCUGUUGAUCCACAGCCGGAGACAUAAAACAAAAAGAUUAAUAUAACCAUGGGGAAACCAAGUGGUUUAAUGGUAUACGUGCCGAUCCUUGCAAAGGUUUGGCACGAAUCAAUCCCCAUCUGGUCAAUUCCCUCUCUAUCAAGGUCUUAGGUGUCAUCUGGUUAUGUAAUAUAAUCAAGUCGAUGUAGUAAACCUUCUGUAACGUCCUAACACCAAGCUAAUGAAGACGAAUAAUUCUAUUGUUUAUUCUAUUGAAGAGGAAACCAUGUUUAUUACAGACUAAAAUACAAUUAUGCUAUACUACAUCAGA
This is a messenger RNA of Anopheles gambiae (African malaria mosquito), 2142 nucleotides long. Its product is annotated as tRNA (uracil-5-)-methyltransferase homolog A. Gene Ontology annotation, molecular function: nucleic acid binding; RNA methyltransferase activity. The record is from RefSeq and is a predicted model, not a curated record. Gene Ontology annotation, biological process: RNA processing. Lineage: Eukaryota; Metazoa; Arthropoda; Insecta; Diptera; Culicidae. The transcript has 3 exons. Bases 60 to 1859 code for a protein of 599 amino acids.